AUUUCACACCCAUUGAAAUUAAUCAGUAGGUUGGUAACCGGUACGCGAGUAUAUUGUAUACAGUAUCUUGUCGGAUAAACUGAUUUAGCGGAAAAUUCAUUUGGCUGACCGCCUACACGUCUUUAUAAAUAAACAUACGUGUUUAGUGAGAUAUUUAUUGGAUUUUCGCGGCAAAAUGACCACCGCACCAGUGAAAAAAGUACCCAUACACUUGCAGAGUUCCCAGAACAGGCUAUUGAUUAAGAACGGCCAAGUGGUGAACUUUGACGGCAUUGAAGAAGCUGAUGUCUACAUCGAGGAUGGCAUCAUCAAACAAGUGGGCCGUAACCUUAUCAUCCCUGGUGGUACCCGGACCAUCGAUGCCACGCGCAAGCUGGUGAUGCCUGGUGGGAUCGACCCCCACACCCACUUCGAGCUGGAGAUGAUGGGGGCCAAGACGGCUGAUGACUUCUACAAGGGAACGCGAGCGGCGGUGGCUGGAGGCACCACCACUGUCAUUGACUUCGUUCUACCCAAUAAAGGACAAUCUCUCAUUGAGGCUUAUAACAACUGGAGGGAGAAAGCGGAUAACAAGGUCUGCUGCGACUACGGGCUCCAUGUAGGCGUGACCUGGUGGUCGCCAUCAGUAAAGAAGGAGAUGCAGCAGUUGGUAGCAGAGCAUGGUGUCAACUCAUUCAAGGUGUUCAUGGCGUAUAAGGACACCUGGAUGCUGGAUGACUACGAGCUGUGCCAGGUGUUUGAGACCUGCGCCGAAUUGAAAGCACUGCCUCAGGUGCACGCAGAAAAUGGUCACAUAAUAGCCAGGAAUACAGAAAAGCUACUUGCUGCCGGUGUCACCACCCCCGAGGGUCACGAGCUCUCGCGUGACGAGGAGGUGGAAGCGGAGGCUGUUAACAGAGCCUGCGUUAUUGCUAACCAGAUGAAUGCACCUCUAUACAUAGUACACAUGAUGUCAAAGAGCGCAGUGGAUGCCCUCCGCAAUGCUAGACUAAGACAAAGGAGGGCCAUUAUCGGUGAAACUCUUGCUGCUACAGUAGGCACUGACGGUAUGCACUACACGAACGCUUGCUUCCGUCACGCGGCCGCACACGUGCUGUCCCCUCCCCUGCGCCCGGACCCGGACACCCCCGAAGCGAUCAUAAAAGCACUCGCUGAGGACGAUUUGCAGUUGAUUGGCAGCGACAACUGCACGUUUACUGAGAAAGACAAAGAGAAGGGGAAAGAUGACUUUACGAAGAUACCCAACGGAGUUAACGGCGUCGAAGACCGCAUGGCUAUCCUGUGGCAGAAGGCGGUCAAUACUGGAAUGAUGGACCCGUGCCGUUUCGUCGCGGUGACCAGUGCGACAGCGGCGCGCGUGUUCAACCUGUGGCCGGCCAAGGGCUGCGUGGCGGUGGGCAGCGACGCCGACGUGGUGGUGUGGGACCCGCAGCUCGAGCGCACCAUCUCCGCCGCCGCGCACCACCACGCCACCGACUUCAACAUAUUCGAGGGGACGCGAGUCGUUGGCAGCCCUCAGUACGUGAUAGUGAACGGACGAGUCUGUCUCGAUGACGGCGAAUUGAGAGUUGCUGAAGGUCUGGGAAAGUUCCUCCCAACCCCCGCCAACUGCCCCUACCUGUACGACGGCAAGCCGCCCCUCUCUCCGCAAGGCAGUCCUCGCUACGCUUCCGAGUCUCCACAAAACUCUCCCGCUAGAGUCACCAAUGGAAACACACCUACUGAGCUACACCUGGUCAACAAACAACUGGACGGGCUGUCGGUGUCGGGCUGCAGUACCCCGACCGGCCGCAAGAUGCGCGAGCCCGGUCAGAGGAACCUGCAGAACUCCACCUUCUCCAUCAGCAAGGAAGUAGAAGGCCUGGACACGAAAACAUCUGUGCGCGUACGAAACCCACCAGGCGGGAAGUCGUCGGGCUUGUGGUAAACGGCACCGGGUCGUGACCGGACCGUGACCGGACCGGAUAGCUUGCAGCUGCUGGAUAUGCUUAUUUGUGGAAAAAUGUCAUUCAAUGUUGUAUGUGUUCCCUAUUGAAUUAUCGUAAUGGUAAUAAUAAUAAUUUAUCCCAUUCAACGAUUUAAUAUCAAUAUUAUAAUCAAAGAUUUAAAUCGUGGAUUGAAUAAAUAUUUCUAUACUUAUUAUGUCAAACUUCCACAGAACCAAUAUUUUUAAUUAUAAUUUUCGAAUUGUUUACGUCACAGAAUAGAGAAUGGUACAGAAUGAGUCUUUACAGGCCACGCAGUGGAGCCAGUGAAACUUAUAAGAAACAAACUUCACGCGUUUCCUUGAUAUCCACAAUGUUGUUAUCUGCCAUAUACAAUUUUUUUCAUAAUUUCUAUCUCACUAACAACAUAUUACGUAAAUUAAUAUCAUCAAUAUUCUACGUAUAAAAAAUACUCCAUCGUAUUUUUAUUAAUUAUCGUGAACAGUUUUUAUUUUUUUUAAAAACAUAAGACGCCAUUUUUCAUGAAUAACAUUGAAAAUUACUGAUGCGCCGCUUCGUGUCGUACUGACUCGUGAACGUAUUUGAUUUUGAUUGUUUAUUUGGAAUGACGACAUCACUGCCAUGUUCUGUGUGCUCUAUCUGCCUAUAAUUCUUUAAUCUGUUUUACCGGUUAUGGUUUACGCCAUCUAUGGGUCAGUAAUUUGAAAUAGUACAGCGCAAUUUUUACUGAAUUUUACUCAUAAUAUCCGAUACGUAUUUUGAGAAAAAGUAACAACCACAACUUAGCUUAGUAGUAGUAGUAGUAGUUUAAUUUUGAAAAGAUUCAAAAGGUAACGAAAUAAAACGUGGCUAAGUAAAAAUAUUACGAAAACUAUGAAUAUUUUUUCACAAAUUAAACGCAUUUGUGUGUGAGCUUAGAGGCGUUCAGGAACCAAUGUUAGGAUUUAAUUAAUGUUAUUUGACAUUUGCUAACAUAAUUUUUCACGAAAAGUCAUAAUCUAAAACUACUAAAAAAAAGUAAUAAAAAAAUAGUGGUUUUCACCCCAAAAAUAAAUCUAAUCUAAAAAAGUUGCAUUUUUAGCAUUUUUGAUUUAUUUUUUUAAUUAUCUUCGUUUAAAAUAUUGGUUUUCACCCCAAAAAUAAAUCUAAUCUAAAAAAGUUGCAUUUUUAGCAUUUUUGAUUUAUUUUUUUAAUUAUCUUCGUUUAAAAUAUUGGUUUUCACCUCCAAAAAUAAAUCUAAUCUAAAAAAAGUUGCAUUUUUAGCAUUUUUUAUUUUUUUUUAAUUAUUUAUGUUUACCAUUUACUAAAAAUCCAUAGAGUGCUUUAACACUGUGAAAAAUUAUGUUAGUUUUAUAUUAUGUUAGAACGCUUAGCUAUUAGUGCAUGUAUUUACUAUGUUUAAUGUAUUUAAUUAAUUAUUUAUUCAGUUAUCUAAUCUAUAGACUGCUUCACAGAGUUCGUAUAGAUAAGAUUUUUUUUUUAACUAAAUUAUGCUGAUAUACUAAUCCCAAGAUAUACAGUUGAUCGAAAAAAAUUCAUUGCAUUGUUACUUUUUUAUAUAAAAAAUUAAUAAUAUCAGUAUUUAUUUGAAAAAAGUUUCUACAGUGCGACGUUUAAAUAAGUGAAAAUAUUUUAAAAUGACAUUUAAUAAUUAUUAUCUUAUUACAGAAACUAAUUUUAGUUUUUAUUAUUUUGUUUAUUAGUCUUAAUUUAUUUUAUGUGAAAAUUGUGAUCAAAAAUAAAUGAAAAUUUACUUACAACUCUAAAAUAAACUAACCGUGUGAAAAAUAAAAAAAAAUAAAACAAAAAAUACAGAAAUUGAAACAUUCACUCUUCUUUCACUUUCUUUCAACUGUUUAUCUUUGGAUUUCUAUAUCAGCAAUAAGCUGUUUAAAAUUAUAAUAACAUCUUUUUUAUUCCUUAGUCAAAUUAGUGUAAUUGAAAGUUUAAUUUAAUUAUAAUUCAUCUAAUAACACUUUUGUAACUGGAGAUAUUUCAGUAUGUCUUUUAAACGCGUAAAAUAAUUUUGACAGAUUAUUAUUUGACACAACGUCAAAAUUGACAUCAUUCAACACAUUCCACGCGUAUUUUCAACUCCAAUUAUACCAACAGUAUAGAAUUACAAAAUAAUAUUGUAGAAUGUGUAAUUUUAUAAAGUUUUAAAUCAACUUGGUAUACAUAGCUGAUACACAAAUAUAGACAAAAUUGACAGAUUUUGAGUAUAAAUUCGAUUUAUUUUGAAUUUAAAAAAUCAAGGAAAUUGACCGUAUCCUGUUUACUUGCCUGAUUUGACAAGUUUUAAAGUAAUGCACUUUACAACUGUCAAUUAAGUGUAAUUGUGAUCCAAGUAACGAUUUGUUUGUCAUAUACUAAAUGGAUUUAACAGUGGUUAAAUGUAUUUUUUGUACUAAUAUUCGUAUCGAUUAGGCAUCUAGCUCUCAUUGAAAGAGAGCAAAUAAAAAAACUUUUUUACAAUAUUAGUCAUAGUGACAAAAUUAACUUGAACUUUAUUGUCUAUUAUCGCAUUCAACUAUUUCUAUUAUAAACACAUUCUUUAUAAAAUUUCACAUUAUAGUUUAAGGACUGCACCCGAAAAACCUAUACUAAAAACUGUUAAAUUACGUUUAAAAUAUUUAAUAUGUUCCCAUAGGUGUCAAAAAUUUAAUAAAUUAUAGGAUAUGUGAAAACAAGUGUUACAACUUGUGUAGUCACUGUAUUCUAGAAAUAUCGAAAAUCUUUUUCUAGAAUAACAUAGUCUCAAAGGACGAAGCGACAUUUUUACUUUUCUUCCAAUAUUAAUUGAGGAAUCCAUAGAACUGACGUGAAAGGAUACGUCUACAAGAACUGUUAAUUUGUUGUUAUCCUAUUAAGUAUGCCAUACCAUAAAUAGUAAUAAAAAAUCCAUAUAAAAUGACACCAUAAGAACCUAAUUUUUCAUUGAAAAGUCUUUGUCUAUAUUUUUUAUGAAGGUCUUCUUUAAUCAAUGUCAAAUAAUAUUUAGAAAGAAAUCGUGUAUCACAGUGAUUUUCCCGAAACUUACUUGUUUUUUUCGACGCAAAACAAAUGUCGUUGUUUCAGCCUGAAAUUCUACGAAAUUGAUUUACAAGCUUGGGUAUAUUUUUUUUUAAUUUUAUCAGUUUUUUUAUCUUUAUUUGUUGAAAAAUCAUUUUAAUAUACUUUUCAUCACAGAGUAUUACAAUUUUUACAUCACAUUUUAUUACUGUAUCAUGAAUUUUAUAUUAUCUCGUAGAUCGUGUAACAUUUAUAAUUUAAAAGAAUAUUUUGUAUUUUUUACAAAUAUGAAUUCGUUAUGAAUCGCUUCUUAAAGCGAUGCUACAUUGUCUUCUUGACAUUGAACGACUGUAUUUUUAAUUAAUUAAAAAUGAUUUUACUAUUUAAUUUAUCUUAUUAUAUAUUUUUUGUGUACAAAUACUGUACUUAUCGAUAUGAUUAUGGCUGAUAAAGAUUAAUUAUUAAUUAUUUAGUUUUCUCUAAUGAAACGUUUGAUUACGUAGAUUAAAAAUAUUAUGUUUAACUAUAUUUAAGCUGCAAUGUUAUGUUGUGUUAUAUUUAAAUCUUCACAUUUUAAAUAAAUAUCUAUCGCAUCUAUAGAAUAAAAGUUACCUAAAACAAAAAUAAUGUGCAUUCUUCAAAUUAGUAUAUCAAUGUCAUAUAAUGUGAAUGUUCCGGGCCUGAUUUUUUGGAUCAGUGUUUUUUUAGUCUAUAGUAGAUAUUUAAUUACUUUAAACUAAACAAUACAUCGACCCGUUUUCCAAAAAGGACAAUUUUUGACUUAGGCCAUUUUAUUUUGAAUGUGCAAUACUUAAAUCGGAAAUAUUAAACAUUACUAUUGGCAUAUAAACAAUUAAUUUCGGCUUCUGCUGACAUCUUAAUUUACGUUUAAAUUUAAUUUUUGCAUUAUGGUAAAUUUUAAACUAAUAUUUGAUGUUCAAAUAACCACAAAAAUAUGACAUUUUAAAAUGUAUUUUUAGAAUAGAUUUACACUUUGUGACGUCACGAGACGAGCCUUGCAAGUGUGUGUUUUGGCCUAUUUACGAAAAACUUUGUAGGUAACUGUAAUUGGUAGCAAUGCUAGUGAAAAAUAAAUGAAAAACUCGUAACUUACACCCUGACAGAUUGUCAGUGAUCUUUCGCGUUAGUUAAGGCGUUUUUAAAGCAAUUUAACGAAUUGAGUGAAUGAGUUUUGUUUCAAGCUUCUUUGUCUAUGAUUAAAUGUUUCUUUUUAACCUCUGUCAUAAUGACAUUUGACAAUAUUACAUGACAUUGACAGCUUACACCGGAUAUGAAUUCAAUUCCACUUAUUUUGAUUGGCUGUUUUGAACAUGAUGCGAUGCGUCCGAUACGUACAAUGCGGAUCUGUGGACAAUGAGGCGUAAAGGCAAAAGAAACGAUUUCUUCGACGCGCUCGAUUCUUCUGGUGUGCGAGGCUUCCUUUACUUCGGUUUGUUCGACACGUUCGGCUCGGAUUCGGUUCAGAUUUACGCACUGUCUGUCAACUGUUAAAUGGUUGUCUGUACCUACCCAAAGCUUACAGACUUUCAAUAGUCAAAACCUAUACCAAUACAAGACAAUGAACCAAGACUCGAAUCGUGACCGUCAAAGUGUGUAUCCGGCAUUAAAUUAACAUGACCAAAGAUCUUAAAUCUUGUAGAACGGUACCAUUAUGGACUAGUGUUACAUAGUUUUGUAAUCGGCAUCACAUAUUGAUGUGGUUUUUUAUAAUUUUUCUACGUCUGUGUCUAUUCCCGCAUUGUCACAAAAUAUACAAUUUAAUCUCGA
Messenger RNA from Bicyclus anynana (squinting bush brown), 6746 nucleotides. It is a transcript of the gene CRMP, whose product is annotated as dihydropyrimidinase. NCBI's taxonomy places the organism in Eukaryota, Metazoa, Arthropoda, Insecta, Lepidoptera, Nymphalidae. The record is from RefSeq and is a predicted model, not a curated record. The coding region runs from base 176 to 1927 and encodes 583 amino acids. Gene Ontology annotation, molecular function: dihydropyrimidinase activity. The transcript is spliced from 14 exons. Gene Ontology annotation, biological process: pyrimidine nucleobase catabolic process. Gene Ontology annotation, cellular component: cytosol; cytoplasm.